Prunus armeniaca (apricot) is the source of this 1107-nucleotide messenger RNA. NCBI's taxonomy places the organism in Eukaryota, Viridiplantae, Streptophyta, Magnoliopsida, Rosales, Rosaceae. The record is from the annotation of a GenBank genome assembly.
AUGGAUGAGGUCAUGUCUAUUGUUAGCUUACGUGCAGUGAUAUUGAACGAUAAUGAGAUUGCUUCAGUUUGCAGACUUGAACCUCUGAGAGACUUGAACACUCUUGUUCUUUCUAGAAAUCCGAUCCGUGACAUUGGUGAUUCUCUGAUGAAGGUGAAAUCUAUCACAAAGCUUUCUCUCUCCCACUGCCAACUUCAAACUAUACAGUCUUCACUCAAGUCCUGUAUUGAACUGAAAGAGCUCCGUCUUGCUCAUAACGAUAUUAAGGGUCUCCCAGCCGAGUUGGCUCUUAAUAAGAAACUCCAGAAUCUGGACUUGGGGAAUAAUGUGAUCACAAGAUGGUCCGAUCUGAAGAUUAAAAGAAUAUUGCCGAACCUGCACGUAUUCAAUGCAAGACCAAUAGAUAAAUACAUCACCAAGAAUGAAAAGGGUGCUGGAGUUGAUGAAGUUGAUGAUUCUUCACUUAAUGCUGCUAACAAGCAAGAAAAUCAAACAGAAAAGGAAAAAGAUAGAGACUUCAAAGAUCUUAUGAUGGCUGGAACUAAGGGUGGUAUUGGUAAGCUUGAAAACUCUAGUGAUUCUGAUACGAAGAAAUUGAAACCGAAAAAGCAGAAACUAGAUGACAAUGUCUCAAACCACGAAGUUUUGGUCCAGGGGGAUGAAAAAAGAGAUCAUGUCAAGAAAAAGAGCUACAGACAUCAGGUGUUAAAUGAAAAUGAUCCUAGUAAUCUUCAAAAAGCUGGGGAUUUGGAGAAGGAAUCACAGAAAAAGAAGCAGAAAAAGAAUCCACUCCAUACCGAAGAUAAUACCAAGGUUGGGAAAAAACUAGAGAAAGCAAAGGUGAAACAACAAGGUGAACUUGAUGUUAUUGAUGAUGCAGACACACCAUUUUUGGAGCUUUUUUCUGUUAACAUGGGAGAUGCUGAGGUUGGUGGUGAAAACAAAGUUAAUGACAAGGUCAGUGAAGAGGCGAAUUGGUUGGGUGGCUUAGUAACCUUCCCUUCUAAGAGGAAAAAAGCUAAAAACCGCGGCACUGGUUCUACACUACAUCCAUUGCCUGUGGAUGAAAUUGGAACAGGCGGACCAUCAACAUGGGGUGAUGACUAA